GAUGUAUGAGCUGAUGUUCUUUUUUUUUUUUUUUAUUUUGUCGGCGCAUUCUAGAGCGAAAAAAUCGUCCUCCCUCCCUCAAUUCCUCUGGUAUAAAAACGGAACCGCGAGACGCGUUUUUUCUCACACAAAAAGCCGUAUUCAAUUGACUACAAGCAAACAGCAAAAAUUUUGGCAGUCCGAGCGUCUGGGGUUUGUCAAUCGAAAGCAAAGCAGAUAAUGAUGGAUACGUUCUUCAUAUCUCAUGGAUCGCCGACGCUGUCAAUCGACGAUUCCCUUCCGGCGAGGCAUUUCUUGAAAUCUUGGCAGCAGAAGAUCUUCACAGAGAAACCCAAGUCAAUUCUUGUCAUCUCCGGUCAUUGGGAGACCAAUGAACCCUCUGUCAACGUUAUCUCUGGUCUCAACGAUGUCAUCUACGAUUUCUAUGGCUUCCCUAAGCCCAUGUACGAGCUAAAGUACCCAGCACCUGGUGCGCCUGAAUUAGCAAUGAGAGUGAAGGAGUUGCUUGUGGAUGCUGGUUUCAAAAAUGUCAAGGAAGACAAAGCUCGUGGGCUUGACCAUGGUGCUUGGGUCCCGCUCAUGCUCAUGUAUCCAGAGGCCAAUAUCCCAGUGUGCCAGCUUUCUGUCCAAACAAACGAGAAUGGUACUUACCACUACAACAUGGGGAAGGCGCUGGCGCCCUUGAGGGAAGAGGGGGUUCUGAUAAUUGGGUCUGGAAGUGCCACACACAACUUGAGAGCCCUUCGCUUGGCUGCAGAUGAUGGUUCUGCCAUCCCUUGGGCUCAAGAUUUUGAUACAUGGCUCAAAGAAUCUCUUGUGAAUGGAAGACAUGAAGAUGUGAAUAACUAUGAGGUGAAAGCACCCUGUGCAAAACUUGCUCAUCCAUGGCCGGACCACUUCUACCCUUUGCAUGUUGCCAUGGGAGCCGCAGGCGCAGAUGCAAAGGCGGAACUCAUCCACCAUAGUUGGAGCCUUGGUACACUUUCUUAUGCCUCUUAUCGUUUCAAAACACCUCAAUGAUUGGUCAUUUGCUUUGUCAAACGUUGGUUUUGUAUUGUAAUGGUAAUGGCUGUUCAGCAUGAUCAGAUAGAUGAUGGUUAAUGGUGUUUUUCUUUUUCUUUUUAUUUUUUGAUAUUAAUGUAUUAAUGGUUGUUAAUGGUGUAUUAGUACUUGGGACUUCAGUAAUCUCUCCAUUUGUGUUAAUUGGUAAUAAUUUCAACCAUUACCAAAUAAGAUUACUUUUAGAGUUAAAUA
Molecule: messenger RNA, 1254 nt
Organism: Nelumbo nucifera (sacred lotus)
Lineage: Eukaryota; Viridiplantae; Streptophyta; Magnoliopsida; Proteales; Nelumbonaceae
Product: extradiol ring-cleavage dioxygenase-like
Molecular function (GO): ferrous iron binding; zinc ion binding; dioxygenase activity
Source: RefSeq, a predicted model, not a curated record